AUCAACUAAAAAACCCUAAGAAGAUAGAGAUAAAAUAUUGCCUCCCCUACAACUUCUGGUGGCAAUGAUGGAAUGUCAGUGACUGGAACACUAAAAGAUCUUGGGACAUCUGACCAAAAAACCAGCAGAAGUCCUAUUUCCAAACCCCUUCGGAACUGAGGCGUUCUGUUCCUGGCAACUCCCUCUGGGCAAGGGGAAUGUCUAGAGGCAGACUCAUCUGUUGACCUCACUGCCAAAAUUUCUGGAAGCUGUAGAAGGGAAGUCUGGAGGGAGCACCAUAGCAUCCACUGUGGAUAUAUGUAUUGUGAAGAUUAUCUCCCAUAAAUACUUGUUAUCUUCAUUGGACUCAGUGGUUUGGAAUGUGGAAGAAAUUUCUGUUUAAAUUCCUUUGUAGUUUUUCAAAAAGACUUACAAGUUGAUUUCAAGUUUCUUCGCCCUUAGCAAGUACACGGUUCCUUUCUACAAUGGGCACAACUUAUGCUGAACUUCAAAAUCAAACAGCUUGUUGGAUAUUUGGAAUUUUGCCCAUGUGAACUAUAUCCUGGUUACCCUGGUUUUCUGUGGACAUCUUGUAGGUACAUACCUAGAAGUGGAAUUGCUGGGUCAGAUGGUAACUCUAUAUUUAAAAAUGGAGGAAAUAGGCUCUCUGCUCCUCCCCGGCUGCAUCCUCUGGUGCAGUGCCAGCCACGUCCCCGAGACACGAUGGUGAAGGUCGGAGUGAAUGGAUUUGGCCGUAUUGGGCGCCUGGUCACCAGGGCUGCUUUUAACUCUGGCAAAGUGGAUAUUGUCGCCAUCAAUGACCCCUUCAUUGACCUCAACUACAUGGUGUACAUGUUCCAGUAUGAUUCUACCCACGGCAAAUUCCACGGCACAGUCAAGGCUGAGAACGGGAAACUUGUCAUCAACGGGAAGUCCAUCUCCAUCUUCCAGGAGCGAGAUCCCGCCAACAUCAAAUGGGGUGAUGCUGGUGCUGAGUAUGUUGUGGAGUCCACUGGGGUCUUCACCACCAUGGAGAAGGCUGGGGCUCACUUGAAGGGUGGGGCCAAGAGGGUCAUCAUCUCUGCUCCUUCUGCUGAUGCCCCCAUGUUUGUGAUGGGCGUGAACCAUGAGAAGUAUGACAACUCCCUCAAGAUUGUCAGCAAUGCCUCCUGCACCACCAACUGCUUGGCUCCUCUAGCCAAAGUCAUCCAUGACCACUUCAGCAUUGUGGAGGGCCUCAUGACCACCGUCCAUGCCAUCACUGCCACCCAGAAGACCGUGGACGGCCCCUCUGGGAAGCUGUGGCGUGACGGCCGAGGGGCUGCCCAGAACAUCAUCCCUGCUUCCACUGGUGCCGCCAAGGCUGUGGGCAAGGUCAUUCCUGAGCUGAACGGGAAGCUCACUGGCAUGGCCUUCCGUGUCCCCACCCACAAUGUGUCAGUUGUGGAUCUGACCUGCCGCCUGGAGAAAGCUGCCAAAUAUGACGACAUCAAGAAGGUAGUGAAGCAGGCAUCAGAGGGCCCCCUCAAGGGCAUCCUGGGCUACACUGAGGACCAGGUUGUCUCCUGUGACUUCAACAGUGACACCCACUCUUCCACCUUCGACGCUGGGGCUGGCAUUGCCCUCAAUGACCACUUUGUCAAACUCAUUUCCUGGUAUGACAAUGAAUUCGGCUACAGCAACCAGGUGGUGGACCUCAUGGUCCACAUGGCCUCCAAGGAGUAA
This is a messenger RNA of Canis lupus familiaris (dog), 1704 nucleotides long. Its product is annotated as glyceraldehyde-3-phosphate dehydrogenase-like. The coding region runs from base 478 to 1704 and encodes 408 amino acids. Gene Ontology annotation, molecular function: oxidoreductase activity, acting on the aldehyde or oxo group of donors, NAD or NADP as acceptor; NAD binding; NADP binding. The record is from RefSeq and is a predicted model, not a curated record. Gene Ontology annotation, biological process: glucose metabolic process. NCBI's taxonomy places the organism in Eukaryota, Metazoa, Chordata, Mammalia, Carnivora, Canidae. The transcript has 5 exons.